UAUACAUAUAGCAAUGGGACUCAAAAAGCAGGAACAAUAAGCUUCCAGCUCUCUAUUUUCAAGAACAGACCAAAACAAUGGGUAUUUGCAGAGAUGGAAAGGCCCAAGUUUUGCAGCCUAAGAAAUUGGGAGGAAGGAGAGCUGUUCUCUUUGUCUAUGCCAUGGAAGCAAUGGAGAACAUGGCAUUCAUUGCCAGUGCAGUCAGUCUGGUGACUUAUUUCAGUGGUUACAUGAAUUUUGAUCUGACUAAAUCUGCUAACACUCUCACCAACUUUAUGGGGACUUCAUUUCUUUUGCCUAUAAUGGGAGGAUUCAUUUCUGAUACCUUUCUCUCAAGAUUCAAGACAUGCAUUAUCUUUGGGUUCAUAGAACUCAUUGGGUAUGCUCUUCUUACAGUGCAAGCCCACUUCGAUUUCAUGAGGCCGAAGAUGUGCCCCAUUUUAGGCAACAAUUCUCAGAGUAAUUGUGAAUCAGCUCAUGGUGGGCAAGCUGCAAUUCUCUUCUCUGGGCUUUAUUUGGUAGCUCUUGGGACCGGCGGCGUAAAAGCAGCAUUACCAGCUCUUGGGGCUGAUCAAUUUGAUAAGAGAGAUGAGAGAGAAGCGCCUGAUCUUUCGAGUUUCUUUAACUGGUUCUUGUUCAGUCUCACCAUUGGAGCUUCUUUUGGGGUGACCUUCGUGGUGUGGGUUAGUGUGAAUCAAGGUUGGGAAUGGGGGUUUGGGAUCUGCACUGUGGCCAUUUUGCUUGCGAUUUUCUCUCUCUACUUAGGCAGGUCGAAUUACAGGGUGUAUGUGCCGGUUGGGAGGAGCCCUGUGCUGCGAAUUUUGCAGGUGUUUGUGGCCACUGCUCGUAAUUGGAGACUCUCAGUGCCCAAAAAUUCAGGAGAAUUGUAUGAAUUGCAUGACAAGGAGGCUGGACCGCAAGGUGAAACCCUAAAAAGGACAGACCAGUUCAGGUUCUUAGACCGCGCGGCUAUCCCUAAAGACAGCAUCACACACACGACACACCCUUGGCACCUUUGCACAAUGACCCAAGUAGAGGAGACCAAGAUUCUCAUGCGCAUGCUCCCUAUUAUAGCCAGCACCAUCUUCAUGAACACUUGCCUGGCCCAACUGCAAACCUUCUCAAUUCAACAAGGAGUGACCAUGGAACCACACCUUGGCAAGUUCAAGGUCCCUGCCUCCUCCAUUCCUGUCAUACCUCUUAUCUUCAUGGCUAUCCUCGUCCCCAUUUAUGAAAAGGUCUUCGUCCCUGUGGCUCGCAAAAUGACAGGGAUCCCGACCGGUAUCAGUCAUUUGCAAAGGAUUGGGGUGGGCUUGGUUUUGUCCAUAAUCUCUAUGUCAAUUGCUGGGGUCAUAGAGACCAAGAGAAAAUCAGUUGCUAUAGAACAUAACAUGGUGGAUACCAACAAUAUCAUGAAUCCUUUGCCAAUGUCUGUGUUUUGGCUAGGGUUUCAGUAUGCCAUUUUUGGGGCAGCUGAUAUGUUUACAUUGGUGGGGCUGCUGGAGUUCUUCUACAGUGAGAGCUCAAUAGGGAUGAAGACUUUGGGGACUUCAAUAUCUUGGUGUUCUUUGGCAUUUGGGUACUACACUAGCACAGUGGUGGUGGAGGUGGUGAAUAAGGUGAGUGAUGGAUGGCUUGCUGGUAACAACUUGAAUAGGGAUCACUUGAGUUAUUUCUAUUGGCUGUUGGCUGGUUUGAGUGCGGUGAACUUUGGGAAUUACUUGUAUUGGGCCAAAUGGUACAAGUACAAGAGUGUGGUGAUCCCAAAAGAAGAUGAUAAGUAAGGAAUCGACGCAACUGGUCGCCCGAUCCUUUCAAAUAAUCGAGCACGAUCAUCUUAACCGCAUCAGGGAUGAGCUCAAGGAUAUAGGCAAUGAAUGUUCUAGUUGGGUUUUGGAUGUAGCAAUAUGUUUUGGGUUUGUAGAGUAUGCAAGAUGGAUUUUGAGCUGAAGAAAUAUAUGUUUUGGGUUUGUAUAGUAUGCAAGAUGGAUUUUGGGUGGAGGAAGGAAGAGCCCUCAACCAUCUUUUGUUGUUGUGGACG
Molecule: messenger RNA, 2041 nt
Organism: Amborella trichopoda
Lineage: Eukaryota; Viridiplantae; Streptophyta; Magnoliopsida; Amborellales; Amborellaceae
Product: protein NRT1/ PTR FAMILY 4.5
Biological process (GO): transmembrane transport
Cellular component (GO): membrane
Molecular function (GO): transmembrane transporter activity
Source: RefSeq, a predicted model, not a curated record